AUGAGCAACUACUUAUUCUUACAGAUCAUAGCUCCCGUCGAAAUGGCAGCACCACUCCGAGUCGGUGUUCUCCUCGUGGACACCGUCCAGCUACUGGACCUGGCAGCCGUGGAUCUCAUCUUUAUGACCAGCCCUGACUACGUCGAGGACAUCGGAAUGCCCAAAGUACUUCAAGACCUCGGUCGGCCCUGCGAAAUCCACUACAUCGGCCGUGAUGGCGCCAACGCCCAAUCUCCAGUGACAUCCCAGAUGUCUCUCCGCCUGACUGACUCCCUGACAGACACGGCCGUUGCACCAGGAAACCUCGACAUCCUCUACCUCCCAGGACCACCGCCAAAGGCCAUGCCACCGCACAUGGAAUACCUCGACUUCGUACGCAAACACAACGCAGCCGCUACAACAAUCAUGACAGUCUGCACGGGCAUCCUGAUCGCCGCACACGCAGGAAUCACCGAGGGCAAAACAGCCACCGCACCACGGUUCCUGAUCCCGCUCCUGAGAAAGCAAUUCCCCGAGACGAAGCUGUGGGAUGAUUCGGUGCGUGCUACUUGUGAUGGAAACCUGUGGACUGGCGGCGGCGUCACCAACGGCCACGACCUCGUAGCUGCAUACCUUCGCGCUAAGUACCCUGCACCACUAGUCAAUACCGUUCUCGCCGUUGCCGAUGUUACGCCGCGCCCGGUGCGGUAUCAGACCGCGGCACUCACCGACACGAUCUACGUCCUAUUUCAGAUUAUAAGAGCGAUCCCGAGCUCGAUUGUGCAGCUCUUUAGAAACAAGUGA
This is a messenger RNA of Penicillium cinerascens, 783 nucleotides long. RefSeq lists its product as uncharacterized. NCBI's taxonomy places the organism in Eukaryota, Fungi, Ascomycota, Eurotiomycetes, Eurotiales, Aspergillaceae. The transcript has 2 exons. The coding region runs from base 1 to 783 and encodes 260 amino acids. The record is from RefSeq and is a predicted model, not a curated record.